Molecule: messenger RNA, 732 nt
Organism: Penicillium crustosum
Lineage: Eukaryota; Fungi; Ascomycota; Eurotiomycetes; Eurotiales; Aspergillaceae
Exons: 4
Coding region: 1-732 (243 amino acids)
Molecular function (GO): zinc ion binding; ubiquitin protein ligase activity
Source: RefSeq, a predicted model, not a curated record
AUGUCCCUCUCAUAUUUAAAGCUUUCCUGUUCUUCUAGGCUGUCAUCACGCCUUGAUAUUUUUGAAAUCAAAUUCGAGCCCACUGUCCACCCUACUAGUUCUAGCAACAAGCCUGUGGCCCAGAACCCGAUCCAGUUUACCAGUGCCUUCCAAGUACUUAUGUCUGAGAAACGCCAGCUUCCAUGGCUAGACUCGCCCCCCGAUGGGUUCUUAGAAAGAGAACAACGCAUCAAAAUCCAAAAGCAAGUAAAUAUUGACGAAUAUGGCAUACUUCGACACGGUAUUAGCGGAACUAAAGAUGUUCCCAAAAUCUCAUUCGAAGUUGUUGGGUCGACUGGCAACAUCUACAGAACCAUCAUUGGCAACUUGCCUACCUGUGACUGUCCGGACGUCAGAUUCCGGAAGGCGCAGUGCAAGCACAUGUGCUUUGUUCUAUCUGCGAUGGAUGUUCCCAACGAAUUAAGAUACCAGAGGUCAUUUUUGCCAUCUGAGCUACGUCAGAUGCUUGCCACGCUAUCCAUGAAGCGAAAACUGGAUACGACUAACCCUACCUCCACUAGUGAAAGAAAACCGGUGGAUGGUGAAUGCCCAAUUUGUUUCAACGACUUCAAGCCCAAGCAGAAAGCUACUUGGUGUCAGGACUGCGGCAGCAAUUUUCAUCAGGGUUGUUUCGAGAAAUGGAGGGCCGCUAUUCAGGCGUCCGACAGUGUUGUUUGUUGUCUCUACUGGUAA